Molecule: messenger RNA, 879 nt
Organism: Brugia malayi
Lineage: Eukaryota; Metazoa; Nematoda; Chromadorea; Rhabditida; Onchocercidae
Gene: Bma-zig-10
Exons: 6
Coding region: 1-879 (292 amino acids)
Biological process (GO): axon guidance; dendrite self-avoidance; homophilic cell-cell adhesion
Cellular component (GO): axon; plasma membrane
Molecular function (GO): cell-cell adhesion mediator activity
Source: RefSeq, a predicted model, not a curated record
AUGGGCAAAUAUACUACGUACAGAUAUUCAACAACAGCACUGAUGUGUGAACCGGUAUUUACUGGUACCAAUAGCCAGGCGCAAUGGUAUCACAACGGCAUAAUUGUUGCAAAUGUUUCAAGUACUUCAAAUGCAGUGUUGCACGACUGUACGUACAAUCGGGACCAAUCUAUCCCAGAUGUUGGCUUUCUUAUCAUUACAAAUAUAUCUGUCGAAGACGAAGGCGACUACUGGUGUCGUAGGAUAGAUAACAGAGAGGAAGGUGAGAUAGCUCGAAUUAUUGUUGCCUUUGUGGAACCGUUUCCAAGUAAUUCCCGACCAACAUUUCGUCCAACUUUAGCACACUUUGGACAACAUGUUACCGCUGAUUGCCCAAAAACUAAAGCUGUCCCACCACCAACUUAUACCUGGUUUUUGAAUGGAGAGGUGGUGGAUUUAUCAAAUAAGCGGAUUGUUCAAAAUUCAAAUGGCUCACUUCAAAUUCAACGGUUUUUGAGUCAAGACAUUGGUGUUUAUGAAUGUGUUGUAAGAAAUUUUGCGGGUCGUACAAGUGCUAAAACAUACAUGGACGCCAUCCCGUUUAUAUCUAAUGAUAUUUUCGAUGGUACAAUUUUCACAAGUGUCUGUCAGAGCAUAUCUCGAAGAGGACUACCAUGGUUUUUAAUUAGUUGUCUGGCAAUCAGUUGUUCUAUGCUCUCUUAUUUGAUAUGUGCGGUACUACUUGCACGGUCUAGUUACCGGAAUAGGAGUUCUCUCUCUCCAAGUCUAUUCUUUCAAAUCCGUCUAAAUUUCGCACCAGGAUUCCGGAAAGUUGUAGCGCCAGUUACUGAUGCGCACCAUUAUGUCCACAUAAAUGUACCCAAUCAGUAUACCGUUUAA